Messenger RNA from Solanum stenotomum, 956 nucleotides. Its product is annotated as 40S ribosomal protein S5. Lineage: Eukaryota; Viridiplantae; Streptophyta; Magnoliopsida; Solanales; Solanaceae. Gene Ontology annotation, biological process: ribosomal small subunit assembly; translation. Gene Ontology annotation, cellular component: cytosolic small ribosomal subunit; ribosome. Bases 140 to 793 code for a protein of 217 amino acids. The record is from RefSeq and is a predicted model, not a curated record. Gene Ontology annotation, molecular function: structural constituent of ribosome; rRNA binding; mRNA binding. The transcript is spliced from 5 exons.
CAACCCUCUUUGACGAAACCCUACUAUAAAAUCUCUAGGGUUUUAUCAUUCUCAUUCUCUAAUACAGCAGCAGCAUACAGCAGAAAGACUCUUCUCCCCGGAAGGUGAAUCAGACCAGGCAAGAGAAGUAGAAGAAGAAAUGGACGCAGGUGUAGUUGCUGCCCCCGCCCCGGCCGCCGCCGCCGCCGUCGAUGCAAGCAAAGAGAAUAAGGUUCACACUGAUGUCAUGCUUUUCAAUCGCUGGAGCUAUGAUGGAGUUGAGAUCAAUGACAUGUCUGUUGAGGAUUACAUCACAGCAACUGCUAACAAGCACCCAGUUUACAUGCCACACACUGCUGGUAGAUACCAGGCCAAGCGUUUCAGGAAGGCUCAGUGCCCAAUUGUUGAGAGGCUCACCAAUUCUCUCAUGAUGCACGGAAGGAACAAUGGAAAGAAGCUCAUGGCUGUUCGCAUUAUUAAGCAUGCAAUGGAAAUCAUUCAUUUGUUGACUGACCAAAACCCAAUUCAAGUCAUUGUUGAUGCUGUUAUCAACAGUGGGCCAAGGGAAGAUGCAACACGUAUUGGUUCUGCUGGUGUUGUCAGACGUCAAGCUGUUGAUAUUUCUCCACUUCGUCGUGUUAACCAAGCAAUUUAUUUGCUGACAACUGGUGCACGUGAGAGUGCUUUCAGGAACAUCAAGACCAUUGCUGAGUGCCUUGCUGAUGAACUCAUCAAUGCUGCCAAGGGUUCUUCAAAUAGCUAUGCCAUUAAGAAGAAGGACGAGAUUGAAAGGGUUGCCAAGGCCAAUCGUUAAGAGAUUGAUGUUGGAGCAACUUUUGCGAGACUUUUUGGUUAUGCUAUUUUCUCAUUUCUGUUUUCAUGUAGGCACUAUAGCAUCUGCUACUCCUUAUGGAUUUAGUUUCUUGGAGGAUUUAUGUUUGGUAUUGUUAUAAAUGUUAAAUUUUGAAGUUCCUUUA